UUUACGUUCAGUGUACCUGCUUUUGGAUUUCAAAAUAAACUGCUAUGUUUAAGUCGUACUCACGGUGUCACUAUAGACCAGCAAAGGAGUCAUAUGUUCAGGUUGCUUUGCACACCACCCACUACUUCGAUCGACCAUCCCUGUGGUCUUUGUAGCCUUCAGUACCGACUACAAAUGCUUGGACGGCACAACUGUUAAACAAUAACCUAAUUUAAUGCUCGAAACCACCGUGUUCUAACGGGAAUAUUAGGUCUAUAAGGAUGAUGUUUGAACGGGGCUUUCUUCAGAGCUGCGUCUUUGUCUUUUUCUUUGUUGUGGUGCAUUACACACACGGAGACCUGAGCUAUUCUGUACAGGAGGAGCUGAAGCGCGGAUCUGUUAUCGGAAAUAUCGCCAAGGAUCUGGGCCUUGAGGUGGGCAGACUGUCUGCUCGCAAAGCUCGUAUUGACAUGGAGGGCAACGACAAACAAUACUGCGGGGUGAACCUUCGUAGCGGAGACUUGUACGUUACUGAAAGGAUUGACCGGGAGGAGCAUUGUGGGGAAAAGCCUUCUUGUGUUCUUAAAUUCGACUUGGUCUUAGAGAAUCCAUUGGAGUUACACCGGCUGUCUCUGCAGGUGCAGGAUGUCAACGACAAUGCACCAAUUUUCCCGAAGGAUAUUAUAAAGCUAGAAAUCACAGAAUCAGCUGACAAAGGAGCCAAGUUUCGCAUCAAUGCCGCACAUGAUGCAGAUAUAGGCACGAACUCAGUUGAGAGCUACAUAUUGCAACAGAAUCCUCACUUUGUGUUCAAAAUUCAGACGACAAGUGCUGGCAGUAAAUACGGUGAGUUAGUUUUGGAUAAGGAAUUAGACCGAGAGGAGCAGCAGGAAAUGAAAUUACUGCUCACAGCUGUGGAUGGAGGCUCUCCUCAAAGAUCCGGGACUGUAGUCAUACACGUCAUUGUACUUGAUGCUAAUGAUAACGCCCCAGUGUUCACUGAGACCGUAUAUACGGCAACGUUAGCGGAAAACUCCCCUAUCAAUACCCCAGUUAUCACUGUAAGCGCAUCUGACGCAGACGAAGGUUUCAACGGGGAGGUAACAUAUGAAUUUAGUCGAAUAUCUGAUAAAUCACGAAAGCUUUUUUCAUUAGAUGAGAAAACUGGAGUUAUCGGUGUAGCAGGUACCAUCGAUUAUGAAGAGGGAGCAAAAUAUGAAGUUUUUGUCGAGGCCAAAGAUGGCUAUGGUCUCUCUUCAGAAGCUAAAGUGAUUAUUGAUGUCACUGAUGUGAAUGAUAAUGCCCCGCUGAUUUAUCUGAAAUCACUGACUAACCCCAUACCUGAGAACGUGUCACCUGGUACAGAGGUGGGCAUCAUCAACGUGCAGGAUAGAGACUCUGAGACUAACAGGCAGGUCCGCUGCUCCAUUCAGCAGAAUGUCCCUUUUAAGUUGGUUCCUUCUAUUAAAAACUAUUAUUCUGUGGUGAGCACAGGACAACUGGACCGUGAACUAGUGUCUGAUUACAACAUUACAAUCACUGCCACUGACGAGGGCUCUCCACCUCUGUCCUCCUCUAAAACUGUUCAGUUAUCUGUAGCAGACAUCAACGACAACCCACCUGUGUUUGAGGAACAGUCGUACAGCGCAUAUGUGAGUGAAAAUAACAAACCUGGCUCCACUUUAUGUUCCGUUAGUGCUCGAGACCCCGACUGGAGACAGAACGGUACAGUGAUUUAUUCUCUGUUAUCCGGUGAGGUGAACGGUGCCCCGGUGUCCUCCUAUGUGUCUGUAAACGGAGACACGGGGGUGAUCCACGCUGUGAGGUCGUUUGAUUAUGAACAGUUCAGGAACUUUAAAGUGCACGUGAUGGCCAGAGACAACGGUUCUCCUCCACUCAGCAGCAACGUGACCGUGAGUGUGUUCAUAUCGGAUGUGAAUGACAACUCUCCUCAGAUACUGUACCCCGCCCCGGAGGGCAACUCCUUCAUGACCGAGCUGGUCCCCAAAGCUGCACACGGAGGCUCUCUGGUGUCCAAAGUGAUAGCGGUGGACGCGGACUCCGGACAGAACGCCUGGCUGUCCUAUCAUAUAGUGAAAUCCACUGAUCCGGGACUUUUCACUAUUGGUGUCCACAGCGGAGAGAUCAGGACCCAGCGGGACAUUUCUGAGUCGGACAGCAUGAAACAGAACCUUAUUGUGUCAGUGAAAGAUAACGGACAGCCCUCUCUGUCUGCCACCUGUUCCAUGUAUUUACUGAUUUCUGAUAACUUGGCUGAGGUGCCAGAACUGAAGGACAUUUCUUAUGAUGAGAAGAGCUCCAAACUGACCUCUUAUCUGAUCAUCGCGCUGGUGUGUGUGUCCACCUUUUUUCUGACCUUCAUCAUCAUCAUCAUGGGUGUGAGGUUUUGUCGCAGGAGAAAGCCCAGACUGUUGUUUGACGGAGCAGUCGCCAUCCCCAGCGCUUAUCUUCCUCCUAAUUACGCAGAUGUUGACGGCACAGGAACUUUACGCAGCGCUUACAAUUAUGACGCCUACCUGACAACAGGGUCUCGAACCAGUGACUUUAAGUUUGUGUCAUCUUACAAUGACAACACACUGCCUGCUGACCAGACUCUGAGGAAAAGUCCAACAGACUUUGCUGACGUUUUUGGAGACUGUGAUGAAUCUCCUGAGUACAUACUGUGUCAACAUCCACCCACUGCUGUCGACGCGUAUGAGACUGAAGGUGCUGCAAUUGAUAGUCCAGUGAGUCAGAAGCUCGGUCUAUGGUGGUAUUGGUUUAAGUCCUUUAUUUUUUGGCUCUAUUCCUGUACUCGGACCAGGAAAGUGUUACUGUUUCGGAUCGUUGUAAUGAUGGCUUUCACGGGACUGACACCACCAAGCUGGGCUGUUGGUUUACUGCUCUUUUCCUUGCAUUUUUCUUAUGGAGAUAUAAGCUAUUCUUUUCCUGAGGAGAUGAAAAGCGGAUCCGUGAUCGGAAAUAUCGCCAAAGAUUUGGGUCUCGACACGAGCAGGCUAUCCGCUCGAAAGGCUCGUGUAGACACCGAAGAGGGCAACAAACGUUACUGUAACAUAAACCUCCGUAACGGGGACCUGAGUGUUGUCGAGAGGAUCGACCGAGAAGGCCUUUGUGGAGACAAAGCAUCCUGCGUCUUAAAACAAGAGCUCAUGUUAGAGAAUCCGUUAGAAUUGCAUCGAAUUAGUCUACAUGUGCAGGAUAUAAACGAUAACUCUCCGCAGUUUAAUAACGAAUUAAUCGAGAUAGAUAUAAGUGAAUCAGCAGUUAAGGGAGCUCGUUUUCCCAUUGAAGAAGCACAUGAUGCGGAUGUAGGCAAAUAUUCAGUCCAGACCUACAGUCUCCAGAAGAAUGAACAUUUUAUUUUGGGCGUUGGAACACAUUCUGUGGAGCUUGUCCUUAACCAAGAGCUUGACCGCGAAAAAUUAAAAGAAAUCAAUGUACUUCUUACAGCUUUGGAUGGAGGCUCUCCUCAGAAAUCAGGUACAGUAGUUAUUCACGUCACUGUCCUAGAUGCUAACGAUAACGUACCAGUGUUCAGCCAGACCGUUUAUAAAGCCAGUCUGCCUGAAAACUCUCCGCUGGGUACAGUUGUUCUGACAGUGAGUGCUACUGAUGCAGAUGAGGGAUUGAAUGGAGAUGUUACAUAUGAUUUUGGACACAUUUCAGAAGAUAUGAAAUCAAUCUUUAGCAUAGAUCACAAGACAGGUGAAAUGAAAUUGACAGCAACAAUUGAUUUUGAAACUGCAUCAUCAUAUGAACUGCGCGUCACAGCAAAAGAUGGUUUGGGAUUGACCUCCUAUGCCAAAGUCAUUAUAGAUGUUACUGAUAUAAACGACAAUGCUCCGGUUAUAUAUCUGAAAUCACUGACUAACCCCAUACCUGAGAACGUGUCACCUGGUACAGAGGUGGGCAUCAUUAAUGUGCAGGAUAGAGACUCUGAGACUAACAGACAGGUCCGCUGCUCCAUUCAGCAAAAUGUCCCUUUUAAGUUGGUUCCUUCUAUUAAAAACUAUUAUUCUGUGGUGAGCACAGGACAACUGGACCGUGAACUAGUGUCUGAUUACAACAUUACAAUCACUGCCACUGACGAGGGCUCUCCACCUCUGUCCUCCUCUAAAACUGUUCAGUUAUCUGUAGCAGACAUCAACGACAACCCACCUGUGUUUGAGGAACAGUCGUACAGCGCAUAUGUGAGUGAAAAUAACAAACCUGGCUCCACUUUAUGUUCCGUUAGUGCUCGAGACCCCGACUGGAGACAGAACGGUACAGUGAUUUAUUCUCUGUUAUCCGGUGAGGUGAACGGUGCCCCGGUGUCCUCCUAUGUGUCUGUGAACGGAGACACGGGGGUGAUCCACGCUGUGAGGUCGUUUGAUUAUGAACAGUUCAGGAGCUUUAAAGUGCACGUAAUGGCCAGAGACAACGGUUCUCCUCCACUCAGCAGCAACGUGACCGUGAGUGUGUUCAUAUCGGAUGUGAAUGAUAACUCUCCUCAGAUACUGUACCCCGCUCCGGAGGGCAACUCCUUCAUGACCGAGCUGGUCCCCAAAGCUGCACACGGAGGCUCUCUGGUGUCCAAAGUGAUAGCGGUGGACGCGGACUCCGGACAGAACGCCUGGCUGUCCUAUUAUAUAGUGAAAUCCACUGAUCCGGGACUUUUCACUAUUGGUGUCCACAGCGGAGAGAUCAGGACCCAGCGGGACAUUUCUGAGUCUGACAGCAUGAAACAGAACCUUAUUGUGGCAGUGAAAGAUAACGGACAGCCCUCUCUGUCUGCCACCUGUUCCAUGUAUUUACUGAUUUCUGAUAACUUGGCUGAGGUGCCAGAACUGAAGGAUAUUUCUUAUGAUGAGAAGAGCUCCAAACUGACCUCUUAUCUGAUCAUCGCGCUGGUGUGCGUGUCCACCUUUUUUCUGACCUUCAUCAUCAUCAUCAUGGGUGUGAGGUUUUGUCGCAGGAGAAAGCCCAGACUGUUGUUUGACGGAGCAGUCGCCAUCCCCAGCGCUUAUCUUCCUCCUAAUUACGCAGAUGUUGACGGCACAGGGACUUUACGCAGCGCUUACAAUUAUGACGCCUACCUGACGACAGGGUCUCGAACCAGUGACUUUAAGUUUGUGUCAUCUUACAAUGACAACACACUGCCUGCUGACCAGACUCUGAGGAAAAGUCCUACAGACUUUGCUGAUGUUUUUGGAGACUGUGAUGACUCUCUUGAGGUAGGAACAUGAGGCAAUUAUCGCUAGAUCUCUUGCAACAGCAAUCAUUCCAUUUUAAGAUUAAGUAUCACCAGAUUACUUUCAGGUUAAUUUGGUUAAGAGUUUUCAAGAACUUUGUGUGUCCUUUAUUUUUUACAUUGAAUCUGAACGUUCUCUUAA
Molecule: messenger RNA, 5372 nt
Organism: Labrus mixtus (cuckoo wrasse)
Lineage: Eukaryota; Metazoa; Chordata; Actinopteri; Labriformes; Labridae
Exons: 2
Coding region: 261-5225 (1654 amino acids)
Biological process (GO): homophilic cell-cell adhesion
Cellular component (GO): plasma membrane
Molecular function (GO): calcium ion binding
Source: RefSeq, a predicted model, not a curated record